Molecule: messenger RNA, 1794 nt
Organism: Medioppia subpectinata
Lineage: Eukaryota; Metazoa; Arthropoda; Arachnida; Sarcoptiformes; Oppiidae
Source: the annotation of a GenBank genome assembly
UUUACAACCAAAUGGACCGGUAAUGUGUGGUUAACUGUUUAAAAAUGAAAGUGAUCAUUUUGAUGUGAACACAACAACACUAUUUACUUAAUACACCGAUUAUUACACAACUAAACGUGAUUUCGUAAUAGAAAUAAGUGAACAAAAAAGUUAUCAACACUUUGUAGUGUCAUAACAGAGUCUAAUCAUUAUAUUAAUAAAAACCACACAAAAAACUAUUGAAUCGAAAGAAGAAAUAAUGUUUUUUAUAACUGCUUUUGUUUUGACGCUAAUUGUAUGGUUGGGAUUGGCGUCAGUCGGACACGACUUCUGGAUCCAUAGGAAAUACAUCGAGAAAUUGAUGAAACUCUUUGAAUACGGCCGCAAACGAGUGGUUAUUGUUGAGCACAAGAUUAAGGAAAGGCAGAGGAAAUUGAGCCGAAUUAGAGAAGAAGCGUUUGUGGACACCGACGACGACGAGGCCGAAGAUGUCUUCGACACUUUCGCCCAUAAAUCAGGAGAAGAAGGAGUUCCACGUGGCAAUGACCAAAACUUGUUGAUUGAAUUAUUGACAGCAAAUGGUGGCAAAAACGGCGAUGUGUUUGAACACAGACGCCAUCGCACUAUGAGUUUGAGUAUCAAUCAGGAGAAGAAGGAGUUCCACGUGGCGGACAUCACUGAAUUCGUACGGCUGGGCAUCACUGCCAUCGUCGACGACGAAGUGACCAAACGGUUCGCCGCCGAAGAGCUCAAGACGUGGAAUCUGUUGACCCGAACCGACAAGUUUUAUCACUACAACUCAUUACGUUUGGCCAUCAUUUGGUGGAACGGCUUCCUCUUCCGCUAUCUACUCCUGUUUCCCAUCCGUUUUGCCAUUACGUUGAUAGGCGUGGGUUGGCUCGUGCUGUGCACGGGUGCGGUGGCAGUGGUGCCCGACGGACGGCUCAAACGCUUUCUCUACCACUUCGUGAGUGUCAUGUGUUUUAGGAUUUUGUCGCGCGGUUUCUCCGGACUCAUCACUUUCCACAACACCGAGAAUCGGGCCAAACCGGGCGGCCUCUGUGUGGCCAACCACACGAGUCCCAUCGAUGUGGUCAUUCUUCACUGCGACAACGCCUACGCUCUCGUCGGCCAAUCGCACGGCGGCUUUCUCGGCGUCCUUCAGCGAGCGCUGGCCAGAGCUACUCAUCACAUGUGGUUCGACAGGUCGGAGAUGAGCGACAGAGCCGAGGUGUCUCGACGCCUGGCCGAGCACGUGGCCCAUCCCGAUAAGCUGCCAAUACUGAUCUUCCCGGAGGGCACGUGUAUUAACAACACAUCGGUGAUGAUGUUCAAGAAGGGCGGCUUCGAGGUCGGCGGCACGAUAUACCCGGCGGCCAUCAAAUACGACGCCCGCUUUGGCGACCCCUUCUGGAACUCGAGUAAAUACGGUUACAUGAAGUACCUGUUAAUGAUGAUGACCUCGUGGGCCAUCGUGUGCGACGUCUGGUAUCUGCCGCCGAUGACCAGACAGCCCGACGAGUCGUCCAUCGACUUCGCACAGCGGGUGAAGGCUGUGAUCGCCGCCAAAGGAGGUCUCGUCGAUCUGGAGAUUGACGGCGCGCUCAAGAGGUCUGCGGUGAAGCCCGAGUGGAGGGCCCGACAGCAGCUUAACUAUAGCCGUAGGAUUAAUGUGGAGUCAACUAAUGGAUGAAUGAUACAAAUUGGUUGUGAUUUUUAUGACAUUUAUAGUUAAUUCAGUUUUAAUUCAUAUGUUUUUACUUUUUGGUCGUAAUUCACGUGUAAUUCAAAUGAAUUUGAUUUUGAAUUUGCCUC